GCGAGAGAGGCGCAGUGGGAGGAAAACUAAAAAAGCGUUUUCCUCUCCUCCCUAAAGCAUCUCGGCGUGGGGGGAAUUUGGGAGAGUGGGGACACUCAAAGGCAAAGUUGACGAACUUUGCGCAUCUUUUUACAAACGCCAUUUUGAUUCCUGUCCGGAACAACUUUUGCAGCUUCUUUCUUUUUUUUCUUGCUCUCUCCUCAGCUCAUCAUCACCAUCAUCAUGUCUCGGCGUAAGCAACCCAACCCCAACAAAGUCAAACUGUGAGCAGUGGUGCUGACACGUGAGGCGCGCCGUCGUCCAUCUUCCACCCCGAGCGACGGCAGCGUAAUACAACCUCGUCUGAGGACGGUUAUGGAAAAUUCAACAGAAGAGAUGAGAACAAAAUCGACUACUUGCACUCCUACGGGGGAGGAGGAGGAGGCGGAGCAAAGCGAGGACAGACAGAGCCCCGCCCCCUCAGAGACGCAAACAAUACAUACAGAGGGUUCGGCCGCUGUAGAGGAAGAAAAAGAAUGGGAGAACGGAGCAGAUGAAGAGAUGGAGGCUUCUGACGGGGUGGACUUGUCUUCUAUUAACUCCAUGAUGAGCACUGUGAUGAAAGCAGCCCAGCUUAACGGUGGAGUAGACUCCGCCCCCACCACACCUAAUAAGGUGCCUGUCAAAAGCCCGGUCACCAACCGCAGCGGAAGAAAGAUCCAGCAGGAAGCCAAAGAUGACAGUGGGUUUAUUGUCUGUCCGCUGUGUGACAAGGCCUUUCAGACCCAACAUCAGCUCACCAUGCACAUCCGACAGCACAACGUUGAUAGUGGGACAUCAGACCACUCAUGCAGUAUCUGUGGGAAGGCACUAAGCUCAGCUAGUUCUCUGGACCGUCACAUGCUGGUGCACAGUGGAGAAAGACCCUACAAAUGCAAAGUGUGCGGCCAGACAUUCACCACCAAUGGCAACAUGCACAGACACAUGAAAAUCCACCAGAAGGACUCCGCCAGCUCCAUCCCCAACAGCCCGACCCUGUCUCCACUGAAGUGCAGACGCCCCUCUGCCAAACACAAACUAAGUCGAGAUGAAGACAAGCGAUUGGACGAGCCGCCUGGCAAAAAGGUCCUGGAGGAUAGUGGAGCAGAUGAACAGGGUUUGAACAGGGGACAGGAGGGAGUGUUUUCCUGCCCUAUCUGCUUCAAGACCCUGAACUCAAGAAAUGACCUUGAUGCCCACAUGGAGACUCAUCCUGACACUACACUGAGAUGUGAUUUAUGCUGCGUCUCGUUCCGGACGCACCGUAGUUUGCUUCGCCACAACGCAGCUACCCAUAAGCAGCUUCCCACAGACCCUAACGGACGACCCUUCAUUCAGAACAACCCAUCCAUCCCUCUUGGCUUUAAUGAUCUAGCUUUUAUUGACUUUUCAUGCCACAAGUUUCCUCAUAUCGCCCAAGUUUGGUGUGAGAUGAACCUUCGCAGGUGCACCGGCAAAUUCCAUCGUUUCGUGUGCGACACCUGUGACAAGGCAUUCCCUCUGAGCUCCGCUCUGGACCUGCACAAAGCCUCACAUGAGAGUCCUAGUGACACUCAAGAGAUAACCUCCCCCGACGUUAUAAAAGAUGUGACCCCUGCUCCUGAGAAAAGCAACUUCAUGGAUUCCUUAGGCUUGCAACACAUCUCCCAAGUCAAGCCUGCCCCAUCGGAAGAGGAAGUCCAGCAGGCCAAGCUAGAUAGCAUCCGGGUUAUCCAUGUAGAGCCUAAUCAGAUUGUACCUCAGGAGCCUGGCCUUGUCGGAGGAGUAAGCCUGUCUCUCGUAGACCCAGCGACUCUUCACGGUCUCUCUCAUCAUGAGGCUCUAAAACUGCUGUCCCUUCAACCCUUCCAGACUGGUUUUCUGGUGCAGCCAGAUGGUGGUAUGGUGGUAAAGCCCGUUUGUGGCGAAUCCAGUGUGGAGCUUGCUGAUAUACAGCAAAUACUCAAAGUAACUUCUGCUGCUCCUAACCAGAAUGCACUCCCACCCUUAUCCAAGGCGCCUUGCAGUGCCAUGCAGUCGGGUUACAAGCAGAUGCCUCCACUUAAACCAAAGCCCUUGGUGGCUCCCAGAACCAGUAUGGUAGCAUCAACCCCUCCACCCCUCAUGAAUACCCAACAAGCUUCACUAGGCUGCAUCAGCCCCAGCCUUCCGCCCCCUGCCAGCCACCCUCUCAAGAAUGCCAGGGAACGUUCCUCAUCUUCCUCAGCUUCUGCCAGCAACCAUGCUUCCACGGAGAGGAUACAAAUGGAGGCUGACUGCAUGGGUGACGCCCACACCCCAAUGGAUAUGGGGGAAAGGCAUAUCAAGCAAGAAAUUGGCAAGCUGGAGGAAAACGCCGGCAAGAAGGGAAAUCAAAAAGGCUCCUACCCUUGCCGAUUUUGCAACCAGGUGUUUGCAUUCGCCAGCGCGCUGCAGGCACACAUGCGCUACCACUUGGGCAUCCUACCCCACCAAUGUAACAUCUGCGACUACGUUGCGCCGGACAAAGCGACGUUGAUCCGUCAUCUGAGAACGCACAGUGGUGAGCGACCUUAUGUCUGCAGGCUAUGUCACUACCCAUUCACUGUCAAGGCUAACUGCGAGCGCCAUCUACGCAAGAAACACAUGAAAAACAACCGCAAGGAAAUCGAGAAAAACAUCAAGUAUGUGACCUCAUCCACAUCCACAACUGACUUACUGGAGCAGGCUGGGCCUAAUGAAACUACCUGCCGCUUCUGUGGGGAGGACCUGAAGACAUUUCGGGACCUUCAGAUUCACUUGCGCACACACAAUGGCUGCCAGCGGAAGCCGUUCGAGUGCAAGCGUUGCGGAGCAGCCUUCCUUGCCAAGCGUAAUUGUAUUCACCACCUUCUUAAACAGCACCUAGAUAUCAAAGAACAGGAUAUUGAGGAACACAUCAUCACCCUAGUGGCCGCAUCAACCCAAAACAGCCCAAACCCAUCUCAUCUGAACGGGGGUUCUCCCAGCACUCUGGUGCAGUCAAUCAAAGUGGAGGACCUGAACUACUAUGGUGCAGAUAUGGAUCAACCUUUAGACUUCUCUAACAAAAGUUGUGGGGGAAGUAGUAGCACCGGAAGUGCUAGUGGAUCACCCGGGAUUAAAGUUGAACCUGUUUUUUAUGACUCUUCGAUGGAACCUAUUGAUCUUUCCAUUCCCAAGAAUCCAGCGAAAAAGCUAAAACAAGACAAUGACGCUGCAUUGCCCAAGGAGGUGAAGAAGGAACAGUCAACCAUUAGCAUCCUAGCGCAGGCUCUUCAGGCUGAUAGACCCAUUGAUGAGAAAUCCCAGCAGCUUGGUUGCUACCAGCUCCCUGUGGCCUUGACCUCCCUUACCGGUUGUGGUGGAGGAAGGCCGUUGCGUCUCAAGCCCCUGCUUCCCAAACCCUCUGCCACCUUGAAGGAACUUCCCCCGCUAGCGUCGAUUGCUCAAAUCAUCUCCUCUGUUUCUGGAGCUCCUGAUCUUCUUAAACGGGAGAACACUAACAGCCUUCCGCUGAAUUCUGUUACAACUGGCAAGGAAGAAUCAACAGAUACCUUGACAAAGGAGCUUCCCCUAAACAACUCAAAGAAGAGGUCCAGGAAGAGGCCCGCCAACAGUAAACCCGCGUUGAACACCACCGACCCGAGUAUUGAUCUUGAGUCCAGUGGGGAGUUUGCUAGUGUCGAGAGAAUGUUGGCAAACACAGAUGCCAACAAGUUCAGCGCCUAUCUUCAAACCAACACAAUCGAGUUAGCAAGAAAAGGAGGUCAGCACUCGAGCGGCGGUGACGAGAAAGAGAUAAAGGAGGAGAAACACUCGCCAGUCCAGCAGAGCGCUCAGCCCCAGCAGUCUAAAGGGAAGAAGAAUGCAUACUCAAAUUCAGUGCAAAAGAUGACCUGUCCAUUUUGUCCCCGAGUUUUCCCUUGGGCCAGUUCACUCCAGCGUCAUAUGUUAACACACACAGGUCAGAAGCCAUAUCCUUGUCACCAGUGUGAUGCCUUUUUCUCAACCAAGUCCAAUUGUGAACGGCAUCUGUUACGUAAACAUGGCAUUUCCAACCGAGUGCUGAGGCGCAACGGUGUUAUGCCACAGCCUAAGGAAACAGAGGAAGGAUCAGCAGACAGUGCAGAAAGCACAUCCGAGACUGAGCUUCCAGCGAGCGAGGAGAUGGAUCUCACAAGCUCCGACUUUGAGAAGCCCGAAGCAUCUGAUGCUGAGAAACCCUCACCAGCUAAACCGACAGAGGCAGCCAUAGCAGAGAUGAUCCCUCACAAAGAGACAGAAGAACCACCAGCCCAUGAGCCCUCGAAGCACAAUGACCCAGAAAAAGACGACAGCAAUUCCCAUAGCAAUAAGACUCUCAACUUAACCUUCACCUCCAAACCGGUGGACCUAAAGUUCAGCGACAGCGAGCAGUCACAGUCCUCCCCCGAAGUAGAAGCUGAAGCAUCCGACAAAGCGGCACCUCAGGAGGAGUCCAAAUUCACAUGCAAAAGCUGCAAAAAGAGCUUCCGCUACGCCGCCACCCUGACCAGACACGAGAAAGUUCACCAGCUAGACGUAGUGGCAGACUCGACCAACGUACCUCCAAAAGCAGACGAUCCAACCGUGCCUUGUGAAACGAAGACGGACGGUGCAGAGGAGGUGGUGGAAAAGUGUUCGAAAAAGGACACGGCUGAGGUGGAAGGAACGGAGAGCGGAUCUGAGGAGGACAAUGAUGAGAAAAGUGAUGAAGAGGGAGCCACAACUGAACCAAAGAGCAUCGAGGGAGAGGAACCUGGGAGCAAGCCGGACAAGAGGAAGAAGGUGUGCAGUAUAUGUAACAAGCGUUUCUGGAGCCUUCAAGACCUCACCAGACACAUGCGCUCUCACACAGGUGAGAGGCCCUACAAGUGCCCGACAUGUGAGCGCACCUUCACCCUCAAGCACAGUCUGGUCCGGCACCAGCGGAUCCAUCUGAAGCCGCGUGGGGCGGACGCCGACGGGUCGAUGUGUGGUGUCACAGGUGCAGCGGAUGAAGAAGGUUUCAGCGGGCGCUCGGCCAGUGAAAGCGAAUGCACGCCCACCAGCACCAAUCCACCCUCUGAAACCGAAAGCGAGGUCACGGAGACUGCGAAGGGCAACAAGGCCGCACAGGACAGAGGGGAGGAUUGCGUGGGCAUUGACAAGGUUGUGGGAAACGAAGAGGAGUCGGGACCUUCCCCAGCAACAGAACCACCCAAAGAACCUCCGACAGAAGACCAAGCCUCCGAUUCACCCGACGCAUCUGACGUUGAGCCGGCGUUCCUCAAUGGUUUACUGGAGAUCCACAGCAAGCCUACUACUGAGCACAUUUUGGCCGUGGAGUGAAGAGAGACGUUCUCGGAUCUUUGUGCUGAAACGUGCUGCAACACGAAGCAGUGCCAUAUAACAAAAGUACAUUUUCCAAGUGCCUUUCUACUUUUUUGCUAUAUCUUUAUCAGCAUUUAUCUCGAUCGAAAGUUGAUUUUUAUAGUAUUUUACAUCUUUUUGAAUCCUGAGAGAACUACUUUAAGCAAUAUAUGAACAAAUUCGUAUCGUAUUGUACAGAUGAGCGACAGCAAAAACUCUCCGAUAAGAAGCGAGAGGAUGUUUUUCUACUGAGAGGCUUGCAUCCGAGCGCGAAACUGGAAUAUUGUGCAUCAAAGGGCUUUUCUGUUUCUUUUUGUGUGUGUGUAAUUCCUUCUUUAAAGCUUCCCAAGUUGUUUUAUCGCAAUGAGCUGCGUUGUUCGAGGUGCUGUCUUGUACAUUUUUUUCAGCCAAGCAAUCUGAUGGUCAUCCAUGGGAAGGUGUUCGUGGAGUUAUAUGGGCAAUGUUUGCCCCAAACCAGCUGUGUUGUCGGUGACACCUUCCGUUAGCGUUGGCAAAAGGAGGAUUUUUAUCAAGGGAAUGCAGUAUUUCUAACACAGGGGCUCGUGAAUUGCUGUCCCUCAAGCUCAAAAAGCAAACGCAAGGAAAUACAGAAAGCCCAGGUGUACGAAAGCUGAUGUACUUGACUAAAAUGAAAUGUGUACCAGGGAUGAAGUCUUCCAAAACAUCACAUUUUUAAAGCCUUACUUCUCGUCUGAGCUUCGGGCGGACGUCUCACUUUCCGCCGGGCUCGUGAACUAGAAUUCAUGGUGUACUUGAACACUGUCGCCCUGCUGCCUCGUGUCAGGAUGUAUUCCUCCCACGUCAAUCACACCUUUUGUAGUGUUGCUUAUCUCUCUCAGUUCUAUGAACUUGUGAAGAAACCUCAGAAACAAAGCAAACCUCAAAGAGCAUCUUUAGAUACAAGCGGCCAUCUGCCGAACAGAGGAUUUCUUUAACAGGAGAGAGAGGGAGAGAGAGCUUGCCUGACCGGACGUCCUCUAAACAUCAGACCCUGUUCACCCCCUAGUGGUGAGAUCUGGCAUCUCCGCUCGGGCACCAGACUGAUAGUAUUGGAUGGACUUGAAUGCAAUCGGUGUAUUCCAGGACUCCCGCUUCUCCCGAUGCCUUUUCCUGGGUCAGCGCGAGCGUGUUUUGUGUUGGUGGCGUGCAAGCGGUCGGUUACUCACAGACUGUUUUUAAUGUAUUUAUUGUGACCCAGAGGUGGGUGAAGUAGUAAAUGUGGAGAAGCCAUGUAUUAACACGAUUAUGCUGCAUAAGAAAUGAAUUCUUAGCAUCCCAGCUUUGAUUUUGGGUCUUGGAUAACAAUAAUCACUUUUGACCGGAAAGCUUUAUGUAGACUGUAUGCAUUUUAUAGAAUGUGUGGUCUGUUUCUGUUAUCAUUAUUGUUGUUAUUAUGAUUGAUGAUUUCAGUUUGAGAGAUACAAGUUGUUUUCAUUGAUAUAUUCUUUGCGUAUAAACUGUGAAUUUACUGUGUUAUUCUGCUAUGGGUGAAUCUGUAGGGUAGUUUUGCAUGAUAACCUUUUUAUGUUCAUUUAUAGAUUUUUUUUGCCGUUAUCGCCCCACCUGUCGCUCUCACUCUCAGGGUAUCAACGUUAAGGCUUUCUCAUUUCGCAAAAAUCUUUCUGUUCACCUUUGAUUUUUGAAUACGUCGAUCCAUCAAUCACUACUUUAAGCACUUGACUGUGAAAUCAAAUGAACAGGGUGGAGUUAUCGAAUCCACAUUGCUCUCACGAAUUUUUUUACAAGACUUUUAUUUCUGUCCUCCCUGAGAAAUGGAGAUCUGUCGCUGUUUGACGGGCUGACUGACGUAAAGGGAGCUUCGUGUCGCUGCUACAUCCCCAAAAAUAAUUCUACUGGACUUGAAUGAAUCAAAACCAGAACAUUUUUGGUACACUACUCUUGUUCUUUGAAUAAGUGCUUCAGAAUCAGAAAUGUAAUCUGUUCUGUAUCAAAACUAUUCAAGCAAUAAAGAUAUAAACAAAGAAAGAUGCUUGCUGUAUGUAGGGUCAAAGUAUUAAAUAUUGGUAAUAUAAUUCAGCACCACGGGUAUUUUAGUGUACUAAAAUUAAAACUUUGAAAACGUGUCUGUUUAUUAAAUAAGUAAUCAAAUAUUGACCUAAAAAUUAUUGAAAAAACGUAACUAAAGGAAACAUUGAAAUGUUGCCUGAAAAACAAAAUGAAACAAGUUUAAAGCAGUACAAUUUUAAUAAAAUAAAACUAAUAUAAAAAUUAAUUCAUCUUAUAUAGCAAAAAGAAACAAAAAAAGCAUAAAAUGAAAAAAGCAUAUACCAAAAUUGCUAACACUAACUAAGAGUAACAUAAAAACUAAACAUCUAAAAAUAAAAGUAAUAUUAAAUAUUAAUAAAACUGAAUAAAUCUAAAACCAAAACUAUAAUAAAGUUUUGCCUUAAAGAAUCACAAUGGUAACAAACUCUCUUUGCCUCACUACACAGAAUUUUGAGUGUCAUUUAUUGGCAAAAAAUAAAGAAAAAAAUUAACACAAUUUUAAGUUUGACUGAUGCAUUAUUGAUUUGUUACGAGCGGCGUCUUGUAUUGCCUUCUCAUAAGGGCAGUAAAUGGCUUUCCCGCUCCUUCACAACUCCUUCCUGGUGGAACAUUCUUCCUAACUCGGUCCGGUCAACCACAUCUCUCACAACAUUCAAAAAACUACUUAAAACCCAUCUCUUCUGUGAAUACUUGACAGACAAAUGAGAAGAGAAAAAAAACACUAACCCUCUUUCUCUCAACAGGUAUUGUUCUGGCUUUUGUUGAAACUAGUAACUUGGUAUUAGCGCCAUAUUGUAUUAUUGCUCCUGUAUGACAUAUCGCUUAUCGCUCCCUGAACUCUCUGUAAGUCGCUUUGGAUAAAAGCGUCUGCUAAAUAACAAUGUAAAUGUUAAAAAACACUUCAAAAGACUGUUUCAGCGGCAACAACAUAUGUGGCCCAAACUUAACUUCCAGUAGAACGGCACAAAGAAUCAAUAACUGUUGAGUAGUUUAAUUUAAUUUAAUGGAGUUCAAUAAAAUUUUAAAGGGGUCAUAUGGUGCGAAAACGUGUUCUUCUGUGUCUUUGUUGUGUUAUAAGUUGCCCAUACAUGUUUUUGACACGUAAAAUUGAAAAAAUGUAAGUGUCGGAACAAAAGAUGCAUUCUAUCUAAAAGCGAAUGCUCACCCAGACCGUCCUGAAACACCUCGUGUAACCACACCCUAAAAUCUACGUCAGUUCGUGGUAUGAUUCGACUAAGACCGCCCAAAUGUAUACUCAAGUAAAGUGGGCGUACCUGUCAGUACAAUUGCUUUGGAACCUGACGUUCCAAAUAUGGUAAGAGGCGUCACAUUUCCAUCACACGCUUGUAGU
Messenger RNA from Triplophysa rosa, 8746 nucleotides. RefSeq names its product ras responsive element binding protein 1a (gene rreb1a). The transcript has 13 exons. Gene Ontology annotation, molecular function: RNA polymerase II cis-regulatory region sequence-specific DNA binding; DNA-binding transcription activator activity, RNA polymerase II-specific. Bases 355 to 5346 code for a protein of 1663 amino acids. Lineage: Eukaryota; Metazoa; Chordata; Actinopteri; Cypriniformes; Nemacheilidae. Gene Ontology annotation, biological process: regulation of transcription by RNA polymerase II. The record is from RefSeq and is a predicted model, not a curated record. Gene Ontology annotation, cellular component: nucleus.